Molecule: messenger RNA, 11471 nt
Organism: Brassica rapa (field mustard)
Lineage: Eukaryota; Viridiplantae; Streptophyta; Magnoliopsida; Brassicales; Brassicaceae
Product: putative nuclease HARBI1
Source: RefSeq, a predicted model, not a curated record
UUAGAAAAUGAGCAAUUUGAGGAGUUAAUAAUUCAACCAACUUUGAGUUAUUAUGAUCGAUAUUUUCAUAGAGCACCUGCCCGGACAUACGGAGGUUUAGGGUGGAGAAAUAUGUGGUCUCGACUUCAAGAAGAUGCUGCUGCUUGUCUUCAACUCCUACGAAUGUCACUACCAUGUUUCCGAACACUAUGUAACAUGCUACAAACGAAUUAUGGUCUGAAACCAACUUCAAAUGUAAGCAUUGAAGAAAGUGUGGCUAUAUUUUGCGUAUAUGCGGGCACAAUGAAGUUCAAAGAGAUGUUGGGUUGAGAUUUGGAUGAAAUCAAGAGACUGUGAAAAGAAAAUUUAAAGAAGUUCUUAAAGCGACGAAAUUACUUGCAUGCGAUUAUAUCAGAACUCCAACAAGACAAGAACUAUACCGAAUUCCUGAAAGACUUCAAGUACAUCCAAAAUAUUAUCCAUUUUUUAGUGGAUUUGUUGGAGCUAUGGAUGGGACUCAUGUUUGCGUAAAAGUACCACCAGAAUUACAAGGAAUGUACUGGAAUCGACACGAUAAUGCAUCGUUGAAUAUUAUGGCAAUUUGUGAUCUAAAUAUGCUAUUCACAUAUAUAUGGAAUGGAGUACCGGGAUCUUGUCAUGAUACAGCCGUUCUCACAAUGGCACAAGAAAGCGAUCCUGAAUUUCUUUUGCCUCCAAUGGAAAACUAUUAUGUCGUUGACUCAGGUUAUCCAAAUAGGCAAGGAUUUUCGGCUCCAUAUAAGUCAUCACGAAACAACGUUGUCAGAUAUCAUAUGUCACAGUUCAACUAUGGUCCUGCUCCACGGAAUAAAGAAGAAUUAUUUAAUCAAUAUCAUGCGUCUCUACGUUCAGUUAUCGAGAGAACUUUUGGAGUUUGGAAGAAAAAAUGGAGGAUUCUUUGUGAUUUUCCAAUAUAUAGUAUCAACAUACAGCAGAGAGUGGUCAUGGCUACAAUGGGAUUGCAUAAUUUUAUAAAGAUUUCAAACUUUUCAGAUGCAGAUUUUGCUGAAGUUAUGGCAGAAACAUGAGGAUUCAAUACACAAGCAGAGACUGAUUUUCAUACCGAUUUAGAUGAUGUGGAAACAAUUGAAGUGACAGAUGGAGGACAUAUGAUGCAAAUAAGAGAUAAUAUUGCAAAUAUGCUAUAGGAAAAUCAAUAAAAUAAACGUAUUUUCUUAUUGUAAUUUAUUUGUACUUUAUAAAAAAUGUAACUUUAUUGUCAAAUAGAAUUUUAUUUUAUAUAUUCAGUACUAUUUAGUUUAUAAACACCAUUCAAGCAUUUUGAUAUAAACUUUUACGUUUUCUAUUUUAAAUAACAAAUUUAAUUAAUUUUGUUAAGUUUCUCUUAUACAAACCGCAGUUAAACACCAUUCAAACAUUUGUCCCGCACUUUUUAUUAUUUUGGUCACCAUUCACAUAUUUCUUAAACCGCUUUUAUUAGAUGAACCGCACUUGUCCCGCAGUAUGCGUUUUUCUAACACAAAACCGCUCUUAAACCGCACCGCACUAAUCAAUCCGCCUGUCCCGCACCGCACUAAUCAAUCCGCUUGUCCCGCACCGCCCAACCCGCUGUUACCAUUCGGAGCCUGAGUUGGAAAAUGAUCAUAACAACACUUUCCGUACAGCACCUCAUAAUUCAUAGUAAUAGUAUUAUUUAAUAUCGAAUAAUAAUAUUCAUGCAUAUCAUAACCAACAAUCAAUCGUACAUAUCCAUCACAUCAAUCAAUAUCAUUCACGAAAUUCAUUAUGGUAGUACUCUCUAAUUUAAUUAACAACUAGAUUUCGAUCCACACAUACGUGCGGAUAUAUGUUUAUUUUAUGUUUAUUUUUAAAAAUAAUAUUUGCCUAUAAAAUUAGUUAAAAGAUAUUUAUAUAAUAUCAAUUUUAAGUAUAUAAUAUUUUGAAAGUUUUAUAUUUGUUGAAAUUUGUCUCUGAUAAAACUGUACUAAUCAUAUAUUAAUCAUUAUUUUGUUUAUUUAUUUAAAAAUGCAACAUAAUAAUAAUAGUUUAAUUUUAAAUAUUAGUUUUAUAUAUAUUAUAACAAAUUUUAUUAAAUUGUUGUUUAAAAAUUUUUAUUCUGGAAAUGUUUGUAUGUGACCAAAUUAAAUUAUUUAGUGUUAUAUUUUAAAAAUAUUAUUUAAUAUAUCAUAUUUCAGUUUGGUGUUUUUAUUUUUAUAACAAAAAGUCAAAACAUAAAAUGUUACAACCAUUAAAUUAUUAUUUAUUUUUUUGAUAUAAAAUUAAUCUGAUAAUUUCAAAAAUAAUUGGGAUAUGCUAUUUACAAUUUUAAAAUUAAUUACUAAAAUAUAUAUAUAUAUAUAUAUAUAUAUAUAUAUAAUCUGGUAGAGAUUAGAUAUGUUAAACAAUAAAAAAUAAUAGCAUAAGGGAAAUAUAUUUGGUUUUUCUUAGAAAUGUUAUUGUUUAGAUGUAGAUUGUUUAUUUUCUGUUAGGUAAAUAUUAUAUAUGAGUAAAUUUAGGAUAUUUAGUUAAGUUUCUAAUUAUUGGUCUAACAUAGAAAAAUGGUGGUCCUAAAUUACUAGACUAGAUUUUACACAUUUUAUUCUGAAAAUGCUUGUAUGUGACCAAAUUAAACUAUUUAAUAUUAUAUGUUUAAAAUAUUAUUUUAUUUGAUAUAUCAUAUUUCAGUUUGGUGUUUUUAGUUUAACAACAAAAAUCAAACAUAAAAUGUUACAACUAAUAAAUGAUUAAUUAUUUUGUUUUAUAAAAAAAAUCAAUCUGAUAAUUUCAAAAGGAAUUAGGAUAUACUAUUUAAUUUUAAAAUUAAUUACUGAAAUAUAUAUAUAAUUUGGUCUAGAUUAAAUAUGAUAAACAAUAAAGAAUAAUAGCAUAAUGGAAAUAUAUUUGGUUUUUCUUAGAAAUGCUAUUGUUUAGAUGUAUAUUGUUUAAAAAGUCAAAUUUAAAUUCUCUCUCUUCUUCGUUUUUCCUCUAACCUCUCUCUAGCGUCUUCAACAAAAGAAUUAGCUUUCCGGUGGCCGGUGGCGUCGCCGCCGGUCACCAACCUCCAGUUUUUUUGUUUGUAAAUGUUUUCGCUUGGCGAGUUACUUCUUCCGCUUGUCGGAUUAACUUUUCGCAUGGCGAUUUUUGUUGUGUUUUCUCGGUUCGAGACAUAGCUUUGCUUCAUGUUUCUUUCUUAUCUCUGUUUAUUCGGAUCGAUUAAUAAAAAUCAAGUUUGUGUCUGGCUUUCCACUCUGCACUCAGUUUUAUUCCGUUUAGAUACUGAGCCAAGAACCGUUUUUACCGCUCACUCAGAUCUCUUACUAGGAGCAUCAGUCUUCGUUUUUAUUGCAGCCGUCUAUGACAUGUUACGAAGCAUCUCUGAAGCAAGAAAGAUGAGUUUAAAAGGUGGCCUCGAAUCGUGUAUGAAGAGAUUCAGAAGCGCUGGCGUUUCCAAACGGUCCGGCAAAGGGUCUUGUUUCAUCGAGAUUCAAGCUUCCUCUGGUUUAACUACGGUGAUUAUGGUUUUCUUUGCUCAUAUAUCUGCGGUUAAAGUGGAAGGUGUUCUAUAUUUGGUAUCGGAAUCCCCCUAAAUGAAGCAACUUUACUAUCUUUUGGCGGAAUUAAGCGGCGGAGAGAUAAAGAUGGAGAGGCGUUUUCGAGAAGCUGGCGGUGGCGAUGUUUGGCGGUGCAGUCGAGAUUGCCGCCCCACUCACAUGAAACAUGCGUCCCAGAGACGUGGCUUCGGAUUGAUCACUCGUCAACACGUGGCAAAACUUCCGGAAGCUCUCUAUUUGGGCUUUAAUGUUUAAUUAAGCUUUCUUCAGCUGUAUAAUUAUCUGAUACCAAAUGUAUAAUGUCCAAUGGGCCAUAUCAAUGAAACUUCAGUUGACAAAAAAAAGAUGUAUAUUGUUUAUUUUUUUCUGUUAGGUUAAUAUCAUAUAUGAGUAAAUUUAGGAUAUUUUGUUAAGUUUCUAAUUAGUGGUCUAACAUAGACUUUUGUAUGGUAGAUAAAUUAGGACCCUAAAUUAAUAGAUUAGAUGCUACAUGUCAUGUUCAUUCACUUAACUAGCCACCUAGACCUAGUCAUGCUACCAACAAUAUUCCAAUCAAGCAAGAACAAUCAAUAAAUAACAACCAUGACAUCAAUCAACAUCACCAUAUCUCAUACUUUAUUUACUGUAAAACAACAAGCAUAACCACAACGCACCUUGGCAUUUAGAACAAGAUAAAGAUAUUUUAUGGGUCACAUCGGGUUUUCGGAUCUCCUAAAUAAAAUAUGGGUUCUAGGAUAGACUGGCAAUAAUCAGGAAAAAUAUAAUUUCAGAUUUGGAUUUAGGACGCAAAACUAAGCCGGAGAGGAAAGGUUAUGUAGCAUCCCCGAUCCUGGAUAGGAUCGUCCGGGACGAGUCAUGGUGCGAGGAAACACACCAAUCAGGUCACAUAACCUAAAGACAAGCGUAUCAUGGUCCAAAACGUGGUUAAGGGAAUCAGGUAGCUGGAACGUAACCAAAAUAAGGCAGAGGCAAGCUCAAAGGAGCUGGACAAGUGAGCUGGUAGCUGGACGAGAUCCGGGUGAAGCUCGAUGAAGUGAGUGAUCAGAAUGGAUCAUGGGAAAACUAAGUCUAGGUCUUGAAAUAGACCAAGGGACUUAGAAGGAUUGAAGAAGAUAAAGGAAUCAAGCUGGACACAGUGUAUAGCAGCUGAGCGAUGCAGUAAGCAAGCUCGACCAGCUAGGUGAAGUGUAGUAUAGCUCGGUGUAGCUCACUGAAGUGUAGGUCAGCUCCCUGAGCUGGAUUGUCUAGCCCACUCAGCUAAGUCAGCUGGGGAUCAGCUCAACUCAGCUGGACUGAGUGUUCAGGUCUCGGGCAGUUGGGCCGGGUCUGGACAGUGGCCGGGCCAUGUGGGCCACCCGUGUGUGCCGAUGGGCUGGUUGGCUCUUGGGAUUGAGCCAGGAGCAUGGGAAUCCCUGUGAGAUUGCUUUGGACAUUUCCAGGAGUGGUUUGACAGUUCUAGGACGUCUUGUAACUGCCAGAGGCGUAAGGGUGUGAUCUGGACCAUUGAUUAAAUCAAUGGCCAGAAAUGAUAUCGAAGGGAUGCAAUGGUUAAGAAGUGACCACCCCUUCUCCUAUAUAAGGAAGUCAAGUCCGUGACUUUUCAGGCACGCCAGGGCUUCCUCCUACACCCUGAAACACAAAGAAAAACAUAGAAAAGACAGAGUUGGUCGGAUCCAACAUCCAACCCCAAGAGUGGUGUGAAGACCACAAAGAGGCAGUUUUGGGAAAGAUCAGAGGGGAAGUUAUGAACGACUCUUUGAUUGGUUUUGAUUCAUGUUGACAUCACCCAAAGCAUAUUCCAGGACUUGAGAACACACGCAAAUAGUCAGGGAAAAAGAGGGAUGGCUGGAUUCCACUUCCUAUGGCCAAGAGAGCCUUAAGGAGAGAGGUGUGUGGGAAGGUAGUUUCAUGGGAGUUGGGAACGACCCUGUGAUGGUGUUUUCUCAUGGAUGAUCACGUCCUAGGCUUCCUCUAUGUCUAGGGAACACACGCAAAUGGUCAGGAGAGAAGGUAGAAGGCCGGACUCCAUUUCCAAUGGCAUGGACAACCUUGAAGGCGGAUGCAGUGCAGAAAUCGGUUUGAUGGGAGAUCAAUGGAAGGGAACAUUGGUGCGACCCAUAGAGAUAUCCUAUCAAUACUGGAAGUAUAUGAUAAGGUUUGAUAGAGGCGUGCACUGGAGUUGCAUGGCCGAACACAAUAAGAGGAGGCACAUGAUCUAAUCAGAUCAUGUAUACGGUAACCAAUUUUAUAAUUAUUUUCUAGUUUGUAUUUCUGUAUCUUGUGGUGCAGUUAAGGCGAAGUAUGGCACGCCCCUUGGAGACCAUAUGUGCUGAUGUAAACUAAGGAUCUAGGACCCUGAGAGAAGGACGGAUCUUAGUUGAUCUAACUCAUCCAUGUGGGAUGGAAGUUAGAGGCCACUCAUUGGAUAGUGAUCCAUGAUGGAUCAUGGUGUGUGUUGGAUCUGAUCAUGGUGUGAAUCAAUGAUCCGACUCAUGGAGGAGACACAUGGGGGUCCUAGUACAUGAGGAACCAUGUGGAGUGCAAGGUCCAAUUCGUUUGGAACCAGCAGCAAGCCGUGGAGGUGAGUAAGGCCAGUACUAAGUGGCAUAAACCACAAGUAUGGGGUCGGGUGUGUUUAUCCAAGGAAUGCCGUGUGUUAUCUGGUCUUGGGCAAGGAUGGACGACCUGAUCCAUAGGUGAUGGAUCAAGGUGUCUGAUCUGAUUGAUCAGAGGAUGCACCGGUUGUAAGAGCAAGAUUGAUCGGGUUCACUGGGACAUGGUUCCAUGGCCGGUUAGGUAAGUGUGAAGACUCAUCAGUUCUGAGUCAUGUGGGGUGGUUGGUUGAUAGAAUUAGGAUCUGAUGGGCAUUAUUAGUCCAUGAGAGGACUUGGCUCCAGGGGAGUAUACGCUUAAUACUUAAUAGCACUGAAUUUUAAUUAAUUUUUGGAGCACUUUUGGAAGUGGCCAGAAAUGUAGCUGAAGACUUCCCAAAGGUACUUGGUCUGUGGGGAUGGUUGGCUGAGUGACUAAGUACCAAAGGGAAGAGUUUAUGCAGGUAUAAGAGAGCUGUACGAGUAGACGGGGAGCUGGUCGAAGCUACCUCACAGCUCUAUCAGCUGGACGAGAGUGAUGGAACCUCAAGUGAAGUGGUUCAGUUCAGCUAGUUGGAUGAGCUAGCUAAACAGCUAAGUCAGCUGGGAAAAUGAGCUAACAAGCUCCGUGGAUGUGGCAAAGGUAUGAUCUAGCAAUGUUGCAUAGAUCUAGGUAGAAUGGUUAUGGGAAUGGAACCUCUGAUUUGUAUGACUUAAUUUGGAAUCGGGAUUGACCUUGGAGCUAGCUGGUAGUUGAGUAUACUAACCAUUAGCUGAGGUGAUUCGACCAGACAAGUAUUAUAUUGGUCUUAGACCAAUGGUUAAGUAGAUAUUAUUCCGCUGUGCAUAAGUUGAAAUGAUCUAAGCUAGGAAAUGACUAAGAUAGUCUUAAGCUAAGAUCUAAGUUAGCCCUCGCCUAUGGGCGAUAAUAUAGAGGGCAAAAUUUUGAGAGGUUCGGUCAGUGUAUGGACCGAGCGACGUGAGGUAUCGACCGCGGCUUAGGCAGCCGGGUCGGGGCCUUACAAGUUGGUAUCAGAGCAUGCUUGAUCCUGUUAAGGACAGUGCUCAAAGAUGUUGAGUUCCAAACCGAAAUUAUUUCUGAAAACUGAGAUGACUUGGAACCUUGGCUGUGGUGAGACAAGAGAGAGUUGAGGUAAGAUUGGGUUACAUGCUUGAGUUGAGAAGAGUUUCCAGCAAUUGUCUUAUUUUCAAAAACCAUAAAAGAGUCCAAACUUUUUAAAAAUGGGUGGACGUAAGACAAUUGUUAAGUUUGAAAUAGUAGAAAUUCCAAUCCAAACUCAACUUUGUUAUUCAAGACAAACUUCGAUUACAACCUUAGACAACAAUUCAAGGAGUCUCUGUCUCUUGAUAUCAAUUCUUCUCUUACGAAACUCUGCUAGUGAAUCGCCUCAAGACUAUCGUCUCCACUAUUAUUUUCAUAUAACAAAUCAGAUAAAACUAAAAUAAAAGAAUACAAACACUUAUAUGAAAUUUUAAGUUUAUAACUGCCAAAAACUCUCUACGAGUCAGAGUCUUUCAUUCCACUGCUUUUUUGAACUUGAUUAGAAGUUCCCACCUGUUCCUCUUGGUUCUCUACUUCCUUUGACUCCAGCACUCUUUUCCCUUGUUUCUUCUUCGGGUAAUACACAUGUAAAGGUGUAUCAACAAUGCAACUCCAAAGCUUGCAGCAACAAGUGCCCCCAUCUUUGGUUCAUAAAAUGUCUCUCAAAGAGAUUGAAAACAAGAAAGCCAAGGGAAUCUGUUAUUGAUGUGGUGCCAAAGAUAAUCAUGGGCAUCAAUGUUCGGGCAAAGAGCUGAAAAUAAUGUUUAUAGACAUGGAAUAGUGAAGACAACUUUGAGAAUGGAGAUCCAAAACUGUUUCAGAUUACAAGUGUCCUUUAACAUGAUGAUGUGCAAUAACCAAAAGAAAAAUCAACAACACCAAAGAAAGCAACAAUCCCCAAAGGACCAAACAAGGGAAUCACAUGAGGCAUUGUCGAAGCAAAUUCCAGUCUCACCAUGAGGACAAGAUGAAAGUGUUGAUAGACCCCAAACUCCUUGAAAAGUGAAAACAUUUACUUGGAGAGGAACAUUUAAAAUUUGAAAAAGGUGUAGAUAAUCCCCUAUAUAUUAAUCUUGGAGCAUUACAACAUAUUUUUGUAGCCAAUUGUCAUCACGAGAAUGAUACAAAUGAUCAUAUAUCUUAGGGGUAGACGCUCGGAUAUACUUUUGGGUUCGUAUCGGGUAUUUCAGUAUAAAGGUAUAGAACCCAUUCGGGUAUUUUUACAUUUCAAGUCGGGUUUGGAUAUUUUGGGUUGGGUUCAUAUAUUUAAAUUUUGAAGAAAAAAUAAAAUAAAUUAUUCAUUGUUUAAGUUUUUCGUAUUUAAAAUAUAUUUUAACUUAACUGGUUUUCUAAUUUUUAAAAGACUAAACUAUUAAUAGGUUAGAAAGACAGUAAUUUAGUUGUUGUUUUGAAAUUUUAGAUGCAACUUUUGUUAAUACAAUAAACAAGAGCUUGAUAUGUAUUUUAAGUGAGUAGCAAAUGAUUUUGUCCAUAAUUAUAUUUAUAUUAUCUAAUUUUGAGCAAUAAGCAUCAUUAAUAUAAAUAUUUUGAAUAAAAUGAGAAAAAUAAACUACAAAUAUAGGGAUAAAUAUAUUUAUAUUUGGCUAUCUUCGGAUAUCCGUUCGGAUUCAGAUAUUACCCGAACUAGUAAAUAAGUAAUUUUUUUUAUUGUUCUUGAAUUAGAUAAUUUUAGCCCGAGCUGGUGAAUAUAUACUAGACAUGCAUUUAUAUUUCGAGUAUGUAUUUAUAUUAUAUAACAGCUUGAUAUAUUAGAUUUGAACAUUAACAUGUUAAUAUAGUUUGCCGGUGAUUUUUUUUUCAAAAUUUUGAUUCUUAGAUAUGUAUCUGGAGUGAAACUAAUUUUUACAGAUGUCUAUUUUUUUUAAAUUGACACUUAUGUAAUUCACCGAAUUCAUAGAAGAAGUUAAAAAAAGAAACUUAACUCAUAUCAAUGAAACAAAGACUGGAACGAAAGAAUAAUUUUAUAGAGGUAUAAAAUGAAAUCACUUAUGAAGAGUCAAUAGUAAAAAAAAUCGAAAGCAGAAAACCUAAUCCCCAUUUGUCAUAAUACAAUCGAUGUUGCCUAUUUGGUUUUGGUGAUUUGUGUCAGCCGCAAAACUUAAUUUUUUUUGUGCAUAUGAAGUCUUAAAAUUUUUAAAAUGAGAUAUAAUAUGUUAACUAUUCAACAACGAUGAUAUAUUUAAAAGACCAACAUUUGUAUUCGUCAUUUUAUAAUCGAUAAAAAUUUUAGUAUUGCAAAAUGUUAAAACUAUUUAAUAAAUAAACACUAUUAUAAAAACUCACUGUCAUCUGGUUUAGAAUAUUUAGAAAUUUCACAUAUUUAUUGUUAGUUUCUUUAUGAUUAAAAUUUCCUUUAUGUAAUGCUUGUACCAGGGCUUAUCUAAAAUAAUAAAGCUGAGUUUUCUCUCACCACAGGCUUCCACGACAUCAAAGAGAGGGGUGCUUUUCGCGACACGUGGCAGCUCGGCAGUGUGUCUGUGUUUCCCACGCUCUCUCUUCUUUCUCGUGCGUCAUGGGGUUGUGUACUCGCGUUUGUCACACCAGCAAAUAGUUGGGCUUCUAAAUAAAGGCUCCUCUUUUGUUUCUAUUGUUUUGUGGGCCUAUCGCGUUUUUCUGUUAUAUUAUUCAGGCCGAACUCAGCCGUCGCUUCCUUUCUCUUCAUGUUUUCUCUUCAUGUGAUUCCGUAUCCGUUUUGAUUUUCAUGACCCGUGACAGAUUAAAAUUUUUAGUUUUCGAAUGGUUUGGUUACUUCUGUUGGACUGGGCCUUUUUUAUCUUUUGUUUCUAUUUAAAAUUUUAUUAAUAUAACGAAGUCCAAUCUGACAAUUAAAGAAAAAAAAAACUUAACAAUCAAGACCUUUCGUUGUCGAUCUUCCUCUGCUCACAUCCAGUAGACUCCAACACUGAAAACUUAACUGAGUUGUAACGCUUUCGUCGUCAUUGAAACCUUCUCAUAAAGUUUGGCCAUUACUCUCUCAUUCAAGCUUUCUCCCACGAUGUUGAUUUUAAUACCCCUUUCUUUCAUAACGUCCAUCGCCAACCCCUAAUUUCGAUGAAGGGAUGAAGAAAACUCGAACUCUCCUUACUUCACCAGAUUCAACCCUUCUUCUUCCUUACACACACAGAAAGUAAGAAUGGUUUCAUCUCAUAUUUUUCUUUUUAAUUUGAAUCCCGGUUGUUGCUCUCUAACAGUGGUGAUGUGUCUUCUGCAUUUCUGGGAAGCACAAAGUGUUAAGAAAAAAGGCAAGCUGAUGGGAGUUCACAUGCUUCUGCUUAAUGAGAAGAUUUGGCUCCUCUUUUUACCUUGACUUUGUAGUAACAAGAUUCGACAGAUCUGCACUUUCUCCUUUUCCCUUUAGGCUAUGAGUUUUUGAGCUAUGCAUCGUGGUUUAGAUUUCUAUUUCUUAUUUGUUUUCAACUGUUUAAGAAUCUCUCAAAAUUCAUUCCGCAAAGUCAAAAACUUUCUCCAGAUUUUCAGGUAAAGUAACUUGCAAAAUCUUAACUUCCUCUGUUCUCUAUGUCUCUUUAAUGUUUGAUUGAUAUUUUUGCAGCUGAGGCCUUGCAACAACUUAAUCCUACAUUGAAGAGACUCUCAAGAGGCCCUUGCUGCUUAAAAAGCUUCUUGAAUAGGUCUUUGAUGCUCUCAAUGUUGACCUGGUUUUAACCGUUCAUUCUACUCAAUCCAAUCAUUGGCCUUUGCUCCAAAAGUUUGGGAGGUCUGUAGACCUUUUUCUGAAUGUCUAUGCUUCAUAAAUGAUGUGUUUUUUCAAUGUUAUCAGGAUAUGUGAUUGUUUUACAUAGUUAUAUGUAAAGAACUUUACUCCUAAUGAUAAAAAGAACUCAAUGAAGCUCUGCAACAAGAGAUUCAAGAUGCAUUUCUCAAGGAUGAAAGCUGAAGAAUUCCAAUUUCCACCUACACCACAAGAUGAAAUGAGUGCGGGUAUGAGCUACUUCCAUGAAACAAGCUGGAAGGAAGUUCUGAAAUUCUUGAGACGUGAUUACACGGCUCUGAAGAACAUUUGAAUCAACGAGAUUUUUCUUCUUGCAUGGGUGGAGACCAUGAUGGUUCACUCUUAUUUCUUUCUUUUCUUAGAUCAUGAAAAGACAGAAUUGUUUUAACUGUUCACAUUUUUGAAUCCAUGAAACCCCCAGGUAAAUGAAGUUACAAAAAAUAUAUGCUUACGAGCCUGGUUCGAGGUGGGGGAAUCGGUUCACUAACGGUUCUGUAUAUAAAUGGCAAAUUGAUUAAGUCUUUUUUUAACUACUA